Cyprinus carpio (common carp) is the source of this 10402-nucleotide messenger RNA. Its product is annotated as trinucleotide repeat-containing gene 6C protein-like. Gene Ontology annotation, biological process: positive regulation of nuclear-transcribed mRNA poly(A) tail shortening; miRNA-mediated post-transcriptional gene silencing. NCBI's taxonomy places the organism in Eukaryota, Metazoa, Chordata, Actinopteri, Cypriniformes, Cyprinidae. The record is from RefSeq and is a predicted model, not a curated record. Gene Ontology annotation, cellular component: P-body; nucleoplasm. Gene Ontology annotation, molecular function: RNA binding; protein binding.
CCGAUGUAAAAUCAGUCUGCUUGCUUGGUUGGUUAAACGUCAUAUGGAAAUUAUUUUAGCGGCUAAGCCCCUCCCACCAUACUUGAGGCGCUCGUCUGCUGUGUUGAUACCGAACAAAAUGGCUGCAGAGGCUUUAUCCUGACCCGACACUCUCGGUGCUUUUCCGGACACUCCGCACUUAUUCCUGGAUAUUUUCACCGUCGUUUAAAAAAAAAAUCUCUGGAUUCUCCACACAACUGCAGCCAGGCUGCUCGCCACAUCGCUCGCUAUCUUUAUUUUUGCACUUUAAUGAAGCAGCUUGCAUCGCAUAAUCUCAUGUCAGUCUACCAGACAGUAGGAGCUUUAAACUGCCCUCUUCUUCGUUUUGCACCGUAGACGAGAUGCUAUUUCUGAUGAUCAAUUUAUGCUACUGUACUUGACAAACUGCAUCUCUGUUUUUCAUGUAUUCUAUUCUGUCUUUUCGAGGGUAUUUCGUAGCGUAUAUGUCAUGGAAAUGCCAUCUGCUGUUUUUCCAGCAUGCAAGCAUCUAAUCUCCAUCAGAACUCAAAGCUCUGAGUUUGCAUAUAAAUUUCACGUCAGUCCUUUUCUCUUUGCAUAUUGAAUUUUGUUUAUUUUCGUUCUGCUGCCUUUUUGGGACACUUUCGGAGGUUCAGCUAAUUAUAUAGUACAUUGUUAAUUACUUGGGUCUGUCUGUUUUUACGGGUACUUUUUUUCCGCAAAAAAGGCCUUAUUACCGCUGUACAAGCAACACUUUCUUCUUCUUCUUUUUUUUUUUUUAAACCGAAAGCUGCCAAAGCUCGACUUGUGAACAAAAAGCUAAGAGAAGGUGAACAUCACAAGGAGAGAACCAUUUGAUGGAAGACAAGAAAAAGCAAGAAGAGACAAACAAGGAUACUGCACAGAAACCGGCAACUGAACAGAAAACCAAAGUGCCAGACUCUGUUAAACCCAAUCCCAGCAUCCCUUCAAACCCCAUUCUGACCCUGAACCUGCCUGUACCCUGUCCUGCCUCCACCAGCAAUGGCAAGCGUAGCCCUUGUAAUUCCCUACAACAGCAGUUACCUCCAUUACAGCAGCCCAGUCCCCGAUAUGUGCCCAGAGAGAUUCCUCCACGCUUCCGACAGCAGGAGCAGAGGCAGCUACUGAAGAGGGGUCAACCUUUACCUACAGGCGCUCUGAACCCGACCUCUGCUUGCCCUCAGUCCGGGGUCAUCUCCCCUCCCGAGACGCCCACCAGCAAACGGCACACGGGACUUCCCCAUCAAAGUGGACAGGGAGACCAGCAUGAGAAUUGUCUUUGGAGCAUUCCAGUCAGCAAAAGCAACAGCAGCAACCGGGAUAAAGUGAUUAUUAACUGUAACAAAACCGACACUUGGCCUUCCAAUACAUACGGCAAGAGCCACCAUACACCAGAAUGCACCUUGGACGCUGAAUGUACAUCAGAGGUUGUCAGCAACAGUAGCAGCACUAUUAUGGCUACAGGAGCUAGCCAGCAGGGUCAUUACCCAAUCAGCAAAGCCAGCAUCAAUCUAUCUUCUAGUAUGGUCUCUAGUCAAAGUAGCCCUACCAGGGGCUGGGUCUUAGAGGGAAAUAAUGACUUGUCUUUGGGCAGUAGAGGGCAGUCCAAAUGGGGUGCCUCUAAUCUGAACUUAAAUCCCAGUGCCAACCCUGCUGCUUGGCCAGCUCUUGGACAUGAGGGGCCUGGGGUAGGGUCAGGCCCAAGUAGCAUGGUUUGCUCAAAUCCACUUUCGCUUAGUAUGUGUGGCCAAGGAGGAGUGCCACCACCUCAAGGCACUAAUGGAAAUGGUAGCAUUGGUUGUGUCAGUGGAAACCUUGUAGGGGACUGUGCAUGGGGCAGCCCCGAUAUCCCAGAACAGCAUCAGUCACCCACAAAUGUAUCUUUCAACAUGAAACCUCCUAACCUUAAAACUGAUGGACCAAAUAACACUAAACCAGAGCCAAUGAGUCCAGUGAACAGCUGGAGAGGAAAUCUCAGUCAGUCACCUACUGAGCCUGCCAGUGAAGAUGGAACUGCCUUCUGGGGCAGCGGAGAUGCCAAAAAGGGAGAAUCAAAGGACUCAGGCUGGGAUUCUGCAGGCGUCUCCUCUUGGGGGCAAGGAGGAGCUAGCAGUGGUGGCGGCUGGGGUGACUGGGGCAAACAACCAAGCACUGAAGGUACAGGAUGGGAUGUUAAUGAUGGUCCUUCCCAGGAACAUAUGAGUUCCUGGGGCCCUGAUACUCCAGCAAGUGAGGGCAGCAGGGAUAGUAGUGAGGGCCACCCAAGAAGUAGAGAGAGGUCCUCAAGUGAUGAUUUGGCCCCUUUGCUCCCGAGGCAGGACUUGGACCCACGUGUCCUUUGUAACACAGGCUGGGGACAGACUCCAGUUCGCCAACACACUGUUUGGGAAAUGGAAGAAAGUCCAGACAAAAAGAAUGGUGCAGGGACAGAGGUCUGGGGGUCUUCCUCCAACACACCUUCAACUGGACCUGCACCACCUCCUUCUGGAUGUGCCAGUCCCAACCUCAGUGCGUCUCCUAGAAUGGAGACAAGCAAGAGUGAGGGACCUUGCAGAGCUAUGCCAAAUGCAGGCUGGGGAGGAUCAGUCCCAGCCUCUGCUCAGCCUAACAGUGGAUGGGGGGAACCACCUGCAAAUAAAAAGGUUCCCAAUGGAUCAGUAUGUGGCUGGGGUGAUCAUAUUGCUGAAGGCCCCAAUACCAAUGGCUGUAAUGGCCAGUCUUGGCCUGAAGAAAAGUCCCCUAAAUGGGAUGAUGGUACUUCUCAGAAGAAAACACAAGGUUGGGGUGAUGGAAGCAAAACUUCCUUAGGCUGGGGAAGUACCGGCAGUGGGAAUAGUGAAGAGUGGAGUGACCAUUCAGAAAUGCGGAAGAAUGGCUCUGGAAGUUCUUCUUGGGAACCUGACAACAGAAACUGGAAAGAAACCCAGAGAGGAUGGGGUAAAGCAGCACCAGCACAGGGUGGUAGUUGGGGUGAUGCUCAACAUUCCAAUGGUUCAGCCAAAGGUUGGGGUGGAAAACUUCAGGAAUCCACAUGUGGCAACGGUGAAGCUGGAGGCAUAGGGUCAUGGGGUGGCCCAAAUUCUGUGAAACAGAGCAACCCUGGCUGGGCAUCAGGAGGCCGACAGGAUCUGGGAGAUGAGGCCACAGGCUGGGAAGAUCCCUCUCCUUCUUCUAUUCGUCGCAAAAUGGAAAUUGAUGAUGGGACCUCCACCUGGGGUGACCCCAGUGCUUACAGUAAGAGUGUAAACAUGUGGGACAGGAAUAACUCCCUAAAUAAUCCGGGAACCAGCAACAGUAAUAGCCUCACUGGGCCAAACAACAAUAGCAAUCCUCACCAACACCACAGCCAAGGUCCUACUCAGAACCAUGUCAGUGGUAGCAACAACAAUGGCUCACCAAAUCAAGGUGAAUCUCCUCUCAACAGAAUGCCCAUGGUGAACCCUGGCUGGGGAGAGCUCCCUAAUGUACAGCCAAACAAAGAACCCACUUCAUGGGGUGAGCCAGCCAGUUCUAACACUUCUGUGGACAAUGGAACUUCAGCUUGGGGCCAGCCCUCUAGGGGCUGUGGGGGAUGGGGUGAAGGUGGCCAUGACUCCAAUGGACCUUAUGGCAGAGGAAAUGCACCUGCUGGAUCAGGCUCCUGUCAGGAAUGUCCCAAAUCUAUGCAAGAUGGCUGGGGAUCAGGAGGGGAAGAGAUUGGCAUGAACACUGGCCAGUGGGAUGCUGAUGAUGGUGACAUGUGGAGCAGUCCUACGUCCCAAGACUCCACUUGUAACUCCUGGGGUCAGUCCAAGAAGGGCCCACAAAGGGGCAAGGUCUCCAACAAGCAGGAUGAUGUUUGGAUUAUGACCAGACUUAUCAAGCAGCUUACAGAUAUGGGUUUUCCAAAGGAUCCUGCAGAAGAAGCCCUAAAGAGCAACAAUAUGAAUCUGGAUCAGGCCAUGAGCGCUUUGUUAGAGAAGAAAAGUGAACUGGACAAAUGGGGGAUGGGCAUGUCAGACUACAGUAAUGGAAUGAAUAAAUCAAUAGUGUGCCGACCCACAAACCUCUCCAAAGACACCUCACUGGAUCGUGCCCCCUUCUUGGACAAGGAUGGAAGGCUGUCAGAUGAUGCUUCAUCCUCACCGUUUAUGCCUUCUCCUGGCCUCAAGGUCCCACUGGCCAAUAGCAGCCUCACUAACCAUGGAUUGGGUGGAAUCUCCUCUGGCCUGUCCAUGCAAAACUUGAAUAACAGACAGAUGCAGAAUGGAAUGUUUGGCACUAACGGAGCAGCACAAACUCGGGUCAUGCAGCAGCAGGCCCCGCCCCCUCAGCCACCAGUGCCACCUCUAAGCUCCGCCCAGCCUACUCUACGUGCUCAAGUGCCUCAGCUUCUCAACCCUCAGGUUCAAGCACAGCUCUUACAGUUUGCAGCAAAAAACAUUGGACUGAAUCCUGCACUUUUAACCUCACCAAUAAAUCCUCAACAAAUGACCCUGAUGUACCAACUACAACAACUGCAGGUGGCGUAUCAGCGUUUGCAGAUUCAGCAGCAAAUGAUGCAGGCACAGCGUAAUGUCUCUGGUCCCAUCAAACAACAAGAGCAGCAAGUUGCACGUACAAUCACAAACAUGCAGCAGCAGAUCCAGCAGCACCAGCGUCAGCUGGCCCAGGCCCUGCUUAUGAAACAGCAGCAGCCUCCACCUUCCUCUCACACUGGCCUGCACCCAAACCUUGGUAAGGCCAGCCUGGACACUUUCACGGGUCACCCUCAGACUUCAGGCCUCUCCGUCUCAGACCUGCAGACCAAAGAGCAGCAGUCUUCUCCAAACUCCUUCAGCCCUUAUACACUCUCUGGUUUGAACUCGAACAUGAAUGUAAACUGUAUGGAGGUGGGAAGUCUAUCUCUUAAAGACCCCCCUCAGCCUCAAUCCCGGCUCUCACAGUGGACUCAUUCAAACUCCAUAGAUUCCCUGUCAGCUAGCGCUCAGCACAUGGAGGCAAACCUCAACAAGCAUGGUUCAGUCUCUUCUGCUCAGUCCCAUGUGCCUAUCGGAAAGAGCACCAUGGAAGAUUCCUUCAGCCCAUACAAUCUGAUGUCAAGAUCUGAAUCCCCCACCAGCACCAUGGUGUCUCCAGACAGCUGGACACAGGGCAAACGUCCCAAUGAGAAAAUCUCUAAUAACUCCAGUAUCAACUGGCCUCCUGAAUUCUGCCCUGGGGUGCCAUGGAAAGGUCUGCAGAACAUUGACCCUGAGAAUGACCCCAACAUGACCCCAGGAAGCGUUCCAAGUGGCCCCACCAUUAACACUAACAUACAGGAUGUGAAUCGCUACCUGUUACGUGACAGAACUGGAGGUAAACUCUUGGAAAUGAAGUCCACCUGGUCCCCUGGACCCAUCUCCCACACACAGGCCUCUUUAUCUCAUGAGCUAUGGAAGGUUUCCCCAGGGACACGUAACUCCAGUGCUCCCUCACGCCCCCCUCCAGGCCUGACCAACACCAAGCCCUCCUCCACCUGGGGAGGAAACUCUCUUGGUCUCAGCCAGGGCUGGACCAGCUCUUACUCCUCAGAAGGGGGAACUUGGAGCGCUGACAGUCCCAACAGAGGAAGCAGCUGGCUGGUGCUGAGAAACCUCACUCCUCAGAUUGAUGGCUCCACCCUGCGGACUCUGUGCAUGCAGCACGGCCCUCUCAUUACCUUCCAUCUGAACCUGACGCAGGGCAAUGCUGUUGUACGUUACAGCUCCAAGGAGGAGGCUGCCAAAGCUCAAAAAUCCCUGCACAUGUGUGUGCUGGGUAACACUACCAUCCUGGCAGAGUUUGCCGGUGAGGAUGAUGUGAACCGCUUCUUUGCACAGGGCCAGUCCUUCACCCCCACCACCAGCUGGCAGGCCAGCCAAGCACCAUGCUCCAAUCAACCCCGGCUGGGCAACCCUGCUGUCAGCCACCCCACAGGCCUCUGGAGCGGGGGUGGAGGAGGUAGAGGUACCAAGACAGUCUGUAGUACUGGGAACAACAGCAGCGGAAAUGGAGGCAACCUGCUGUGGGGCGGUGUGCCGCAGUACUCCAGUUUGUGGGCUCCCCCAAAUGGAGACGAUGCCAGGGUAAUCGGCAGCCCCAUCCCAAUUAACACUCUGCUCCCGGGAGACCUGCUGAGUGGAGAGAGCAUGUAGGAUGUAUCAGACAUCGUAAACCAACAAAGUCAAAAGACCUAAUGGAUUAAAACCCAAGCAAAUCAAUGUGGCGAUAAUCACUUUUGUGGAGCUGUAACGGAGGUUUAAGGUGAAACAAAGCUGCAAACCUUCCACUGCUGUUUAUUUGUCCUCUGGUUUUUACGUCAGACUGUUUGUUGUGUUCCUGGAUUUUAUUCUUAAUGUUCAAAGACCUUGAGAAGCAAGAAUCAAUAGAAGCAGAAGCCUUUUGAUGCAUUUUUUUUAAUUAUUUCUAAAGGUUGUUUUUGUUCAAAAGUGUUGUUCAGGAGAAGCCAUCAACGAGGCAGCCAUCUGAAAGCGACCCAGGCACAGUGAGACCUCAUGACACUCUAUAACAACACUGUUCUGAUGAUUGGAAUAAUCCUGGUACUUUUUUUGGUUUUAAACUUUGCAAAGUUUCUUCAGAACUUCUAUUAGCCGUAAGUGCUCUCUCUCCAGGUCCUCCUUAAAAACAUUUAUUUUAUAAAAAAAAAAACAAAAAAAAACUUGUAUCUUGCACAGUUCUGUUUCUGAGCCAGCGAAUAGGCCAGAGCAAAUGAGAAGAACACUCCUAGCAGUGGCCUGUCAGCAUGACGAAUCACCAAUGAUCUUUUUACUUUACUUUAAUUCUUUUAGUUUUACAAAAGGGAGCUGCACUGCUCUAUGAUUUCUAUUCACUCACACCAUUUUUUUUUUUUUUUUUUUUUUUUUUAGUUUUUUUAUGUGUAUGGUUAAAAAAAUAAGCUGAAUGUUAAGCUUUGAUGUAGAUGAAUGAAUGUCAGUGUCUGCUGGAACUUGACCAAGCAUCUGUGCACGAGUACAUAACCACUGUUAAAAACACUCUCAGUGGAGGCUUUUUAAUUUAAUUUAGUCUAAUGGACUUCAGUGCUGAAUCAAUCAGAACUUAUUCAGUUACUAUGUUAUGUAUCUGAUCGGCCAUUUUAUUGAGAUACCACAGAGACAAGAAACUCAUUCUGAUGCAUUGUGCAAUAGAAGCCAGAGACCCUUUCUUCAGUCCACACUGAAGCUUAUUGAAACUUAAGACUCCUUUUUUUUCUUGAAGAUUUUGAAAGAAUUUAACCUUUGAACUCAUUUUCCCACCUUGCCUCUGCUUGUCUGGCUUGCUGGCUGUUCGGUAUUUGCGUGGAAAGGAGGAACUGUUAAUUGUGUUUGACGUCACUUCAUGCAGUUUUAAACCUGGCAUGUGUGGGAUCACACAGUCUCCCAGCCACUUCUUCACCAAACAGAACAGAAACGGAAUCCAGAGCGGAGACACAUGGCAUGGGAGUCAGGCACAAUACCAAAUACAAUGGGUUUCUCUUAAUGCAGUACAGAGUAAGAGACCUGUGCAUUUGGUACAAACAUAAAAGAUAUCUAUGCGUUCUAUGUCUCUUCUUAAAUGGGGUAUUAUCAUAGCACUUAUUGCAAGAGUUAUGCUCCUUCUGUGAAGCCAAUAAAUCAGAUAAUGGAGUGUAUAGUUACAAAAAAAAAAAAAAAAAAAAAACAACCUUCUAAUGGCAACUUUUUACUUUUUAUUUUUUUCUCUGGUCCAGAAACUUGAGUACAGAAAAAAAAGAAAAAAAAAUUCAGAAUGAAGGGAAGAACAAACUCUACAAUCAAACAAAACUCACAAUGUAUGUUUUUUGUGUCUGUACUUUUUUCCCACUCUCUCUCAAAGUGAUUGACAUUGUUACUCAAAUGAAAUAGUCAAAUGUCUUUAUCUGUCUGAAGGAGGCACCUCGAUUUGAUUGGAUUUGAAAAGGAGGAUGUGUGGUGUGUUAGUGCCUCAAUGUGGGAACUGAUUGGAGGACGUUUGAUUCUCCAUCACAACUCUCUCCGUGCACCUAGUACAAUGGAAUGCAAGAAAGGACAUUAAUGACGUCAUGAUGUGCACGUUGUCGUCGUCAUUUAUCAUUUGCAUCCUUGUUGUAGUAAUUGGGUACGGAUUUUUGAAUGUCUCCCCGUUCCUUCUCUGGAUAACAUCACCCCUCUCAUGCAUCCUUACCAAGUUUGAGACUGAAUGGAAUUGCCAGUGUUGUGAAACAUGCUUUUUCACAUUCUUUUGGUCUUCAUGCAGUGGUCUUUAACUGCCUUGCAGUGCUCAUAUGCAGAUACACUUUAAAAGAGGUGCCUCUGUAUAGCUGUCUUGUGUAACGAAUGCAAACAAAGAUCAGUGAUGGGGGCCAUGUUGGUUUUUGUUGUUAACAGUGUUCUUAGGUCAUUUAGAUUAGGGCCUCUUUUGUUGAUGUGCGUGUAUGUGACCUCACCCUGGGUAUCCCACCUCUAACUCAGCUGCUAGCAUCUUCUUUCUCUUAUGUGGCCUCAGUGAAGCCAACCCUGUUAUCGAGACAAGCCACCCAUACUUGAAAAAGCCCUGUCCAAGCAGUGUUUCUAUGGACAGACUCUUUCUGCCACUGGUUCUUUAACUACAGCCCAUGGCAUGCUGUCACUAUGCAAAGUUAGAGAAGAUGGGCAAGUAAUGUCCGCCCUGUGCCAAUCUGUGGCUUUGAAAGAAAGUAGGAAAUAUCUCACAGUCCUCCCAUAAUACUUUCUUGCAUACUCAAGGUCAUUGUCAUCCUUUUAAACUUAGAAUGUUGUCUGACACUAAGCCAGUUACAUUUUUGGAGGACUGUGUGUUAAUUCUGCUGAAUUUGAUCAAUCUCAUUUCAGUAUAAUCUCAGGGCAAGACAAGAUUAACUAAAUUUAUGUUUAUUGAAAGUCGAUCAUUUUGGAGAUUUAUCAUUUGUAAGCUUUACACAUUUAAUGAUGUGUAUGAAGCUUACAAAGUGUACAUUAAAGAAACGCAAGGGGAUAUUUAUCAGUGGGGCAAUAAAUUUAGGAGGGUGGCUAGUUUGAGUCUUCUCAAUCCUUUUGAACAGGGACUGCUGCAGAGCCAUCAGUUUGUUUAUACAGUAAAUGGGACCUGUGUAUCUUACCUCUCUGCUGCUGGUUGUGCUGAAUUCCCCUUAUGGUCUCAUGUGCCAGUAUAUACAUAGAUAUAUGUACAGUACACUGUGGCAUCUCUGACUUCACAUCUUAAAUUCCAAUGCGUGUCGUUUUGUUUAUUGAGCACUUCUGUUGAGUGGCACUUUGAUGAUUGUUGUGUGUUUGAGGUGGGAUUAGGUUCAAAAUGGUUGAGGAUAUUCGUCAGAUAUUUGUCACCUCAUCCUGAUUAUUUGUGAUAAUCUUGUUACUGUCAUUGGAAGAAUCCUAUAUAACAAACAAGAACUUUAACAGCAUUGGGGUUAUGGUAUGCUAAAGGCAUACUUUUUUUGAAUACCAAAAAUGUAAUAGCAUUUUAAUUUAUAUAUAUAUAUAUAUAUAUAUAUAUAUAUAUAUAUAUAUAUAUAUAUAUAUAUAUAUAUAUAUAUAAAUAUAUGUGUGUGUGUAUAUAUAUAUAUAUAUAUAUAUACGUGUGUGUGUGUAUAUGUAAAAGAUUGACAAAAACAUGUGAACAAUGAAGGAAAAAGAUCUACAACAUUUAAAAAUGCACUUCUUGCUGAUAUUAUCUCCUGUUUGCUGGUCACGUUGUGAAUAUUGACAGCAAGCUGGAGUGCCUUUUGUGUAUGCUGUAUUAACUGUUUGUUUGUAAAAAUGGGGCCCUGAACUGUACGUUUCCAUCUCAGACAUUUUGGGCCUUUAUGCUGUAUAAACAUUCUUUUUCUUUCUUUCUUUCUUUCUUUCUUUCUUUCUUUCUUUCUUUCUUUCUUUCUUUCUUUCUUUUUUUUUUCUUUUGGGAAAAGACAUUUCAACAGAUGUCUUAAGAUACUAAAGUUGUUCAUUGACUUAUUUUUUUUGUCUGUUUCUGGGUGGGGGUGGGGGGUGGAUGGGGGGUCACUGUUGCCUGUGUAUGUAACUGCCUUGUUCCAAACUCAGUCGUGGCUAGCUGACAGUGAACCACAAUGUGGCUGUAAUUCCAAACAGCCAAACAUCACAAGAAGUCUCUGGUGACACUCUAGGUAGACUAAAGCUAAACAUUAUCCUGUAUAUUAUAAUGCUCAUUAUGUAGAAAAAUGCUAUCAGAUAUCUGAUUCCUUCCCUUUUGAAUCUACUGGGUAAAAUAUAAUUUGAAAUAAGCAAUAGACCUUGAUCCUUACAGUGUAUCAUUCGAGAGAAUUUGCCUAAGUAAAAAAAUAAAAAAACGAAAGACUGAUUAAUGAUAGAUAUGAACCAAAUAGUCUUACUGGAUAAGCAUGUUUAAAAUGAAAUGA